CAAGACCAAAUACAAAGGGACAUCUGGUGAGGGGGGAGAGCGUAGAACCUGUGUGUUCUUAGUGCCAGAUGAAAAACUUGAGAUAGGAUUGACAUUUUCCACCGCGAAAAGGAUGGCUUACCUAUCACAGGAUGAGGAUGAAAGAGAUUUUAUGUCCUAUGCUGCGAGCAUGUUGCAGAUCAUAUUCCCUGAUCUCAAGAAAGUGAUAACUAAAUUCUUAUCUGAGAAGGGCAUAGAUAUCAAGCCAGUGAAGAUCCCAUCUGAGUCUCACCAUCCAUCUGUGGAGUUUGACCCUGAUAAAGACAUGAGGUGGACGGCGGUUCUUGUGCAAGGAGCUUGCCUCAUUCUCGUGGUUUUCAAAACAGCAUCUGAAGAAAACUAUAUGCCUUAUAUGGCCACGAGACUUAAAGCUUUGAAGUCUAAGGUUGGAACGCAGGAGGACAUAGAGUCACCUUUUGACCUACGUGGAGCACAGAUGGUCAGGACCUGUUUAGGAGCAAGCAGUGAUCUGAAAAGAGCGAUCAUAAACCAGGUUAUCAACAGUAUCAACAGUGAUGGCAUGAUGGCUGAUGUCAUGGCCUAUGUCUUCUCUAUGCUGGAGUACAAUGAGAUGAACUCAUUCAUGUUCAUUUACGAGACGAUUCUGAUCACCAAAUCAAGCAUCUUAAAGAGGCCAGAGAUUCAACAUGAAGUGGAGUUGCUCACUGAUGCCAUGGUCAAGAUCGGAGAGUGUGACCACCCUCAGUUUGCCAGAUACCUUCUUCACUCUGCAUAUCAGACAUACUUGGAGAGAUCAAAGUUCCCCAUCCUUUUUGCUGUGGCCUGUAAGCUCAAGGAACUGGCGCAUAAAGUUGAGUCUAUCAAGCAAUUCGUUGUCCCUGAUAUUGCCAGCUCCUCUCUGGUAACUGACCUGGUGAAAGAGCACCAGGAGUUCUUGAAAUCAGGGAAGUCAAACAUUCUUAAGAGGCACAUCUCAUUCCUUACCGACCAUCUGGAAGAUGCAUUUGAGGAAGACAGCACUGAUGAUGACAGUGAGUAGUGCACUGGAAGUUGUUCUUUUCCAUUUUAGUUUUUUGGUGUUUUGGAUAGGCUCUACUUGAUAGGCCAAAUGCUCUCAUGUUAUCUUUAUGGUUUUGCUACUAAGAAGAAGAAAAAAAAAGAUUUUUACGAGGGUUGUAGCAUUUUGGAGGUGAAUAGCUCACACCUGAC
Molecule: messenger RNA, 1209 nt
Organism: Cuscuta europaea
Lineage: Eukaryota; Viridiplantae; Streptophyta; Magnoliopsida; Solanales; Convolvulaceae
Source: the annotation of a GenBank genome assembly